GUGAAAAGGCCAGGUGAUCGCAACGUAAAAUGCACCAUACUGCUGUUGCUGGAUUACCAGCCGAUGCGAUUCAAACUGCAUCCACGUCUGGCAAAAGUUCUUGGAAUGGCCACUGAAACACGCCCAAAAAUCAUUGAAGCACUUUGGCAAUACAUCAAAACACACAGACUGCAGAUUUUUGGUACAAAACGUAUGCGUUUCAUGGAAAUUCCGCAACGUCUGCAGAAUUUGCUGCAUCAGCCCGACCCGCUGGUUCUUCAUCAUACCAUAAAACACAACGAAGGAAGCGACAAAAAUACUGUUUGCUAUGACAUUGAUGUGGAAAUGGAAGAUCCGCUGAAGGCGCAGAUGACAUCGUUCCUUCACAGCCAUGCAAAUAUGCCGGAUAUCAGUGCAUUGGAUCAAAAAAUUUUUGAUAUUGUGGAACAGAUCAAUGAAUGGAAACUUCGACGAGAUUUCUACGUUCGGUUUGCGGACAGCCCACAGGAAUUCAUACGCAAAUGGCUUAUUUCUCAGAGCAGUGAUUUAAAGACAAUGACAGAAGUGGUCGGUGACAAUGAAGUGGAACGUCGUGCGGAAUAUUUCCAUCAGCCGCAAAUUUUGGAAGGCAUUUUUCGCUAUAUCUAUCAGAAAGUGCUGCAAAAACGCGCUGAACUUGAGAGUACAUUGGGUAUUAAAAGUAACUGA
Molecule: messenger RNA, 687 nt
Organism: Gongylonema pulchrum
Lineage: Eukaryota; Metazoa; Nematoda; Chromadorea; Rhabditida; Gongylonematidae
Source: the annotation of a GenBank genome assembly